UGUGUGCAUGUGCCUGGCUGGGUGCACACCCCGCACGGCGGCGGCGCCAGGACGCGGAGCGCUCCCCAGCGCCCGGCUGCCUCGCUCGGCUCUGGCGGCCGCGACCAUGUUCCAGCCCACAGCCAAGCGCGGCUUUACCAUCGAGUCUUUGGUGGCCAAGGACGGUGGCACCGGCGGGGGCACUGGCGGCGGGGGUGCAGGCUCCCAUCCCCUGGCGGCGGCCGCCUCGGAGGAGCCGCUCCGGCCCACGGCGCUCAAUUACCCUCACCCCGGCGCGGCCGAAGCGGCCUUCGUGAGCGGCUUCCCCGCCGCUGCGGGCGCCGGCCGCUCGCUCUACGGCGGGCCCGAGCUCGUGUUCCCCGAGGCCAUGAACCACCCUGCGCUGACCGUGCACCCGGCGCACCAGCUGGGCGCCUCCCCGCUGCAGCCCCCGCACUCCUUCUUCGGCGCCCAGCACCGGGACCCUCUGCACUUCUAUCCCUGGGUGCUGCGAAACCGCUUCUUCGGCCACCGCUUUCAGGGGGAUUAUUCAGGGAUGAAGCAAGGCCUUUUUCCACCAGAGAGCACGAGCGACGUGCCCCAGGACGGGCUGCUUCUGCACGGCCCCUUCGCGCGCAAGCCCAAGCGGAUCCGCACGGCCUUCUCGCCCUCGCAGCUUCUGCGACUGGAGCGUGCCUUCGAGAAGAACCACUACGUGGUGGGCGCCGAGCGGAAGCAGCUGGCCGGCAGCCUCAGCCUCUCCGAGACGCAGGUGAAGGUGUGGUUCCAGAACCGGAGGACAAAGUACAAGCGGCAGAAGCUGGAGGAAGAGGGGCCCGAGUCGGAGCAGAAGAAGAAGGGCUCCCACCACAUCAACCGGUGGCGCAUUGCCACGAAGCAGGCCAACGGGGAGGACAUCGACGUCACCUCCAAUGACUAGGGUGGGCGGUCACAGACCCACGAGGGCGGAGCGCUGCUCGCUGCUGGCCAGGCCCCUCGGCGGGCCCAGCACGACUCUGGCCACUCCUUGGCCAGGCUGCGUGGAGGCCUCAGGUCACGGCCCCAGAGGGCUUGGAGCCUGGGGCCACCACCGACAGAGGGACAAGAAAUGGGCUGGCUGAGGCCCGGGACUGCUCGACCUUCUCCUCAGAGAGCCUGCCUGCCUGAGCAGGUUGCAGGCCACCGCAGCCUCCCAGCCACUCUCCAUUUCUCUUAUCUCCUUUUUGUUUUGAUGCGUUUCUGUUUAAUUUAUUUUCCAGGCACCCGCUGUAGUUCCUAGUGAUCCCCUUGUGUCUCCCUUCCCUAUGGGAAUAAUAAAAGUCUCUCUCUUAAUGACACAGGCAUCCAGCUCCAGCCCCAGAGCCUGCGAGCCUGGCGUGGUGGAUUCUGGCUCUGAGGGCCAUUGGCGGGACAGGCAGAGCAAAGCUUGCUCAGGGCCUGGGAGCCUGGGGUGGGGCCUUGGAGACUCAGUCCAUUCGCUCUUCUCCUUUCUUGGUGGUUGACCCUGGUCUCUAGCUUCAACUCCACAGCAAGAGAACCUGAGGCUCGAUGUAGGGAAGGACCACCCUGUGUCUUGAGGGAGGCUAUGCUCAAGUCUCUCCAAACUUAAUGAGCAGUGAGAAUCAGGCCCAGGUGGGUCAGGGAGGAGAGAGCGUCCGUACUUGCCCACGCGUAGAGCUCUGGUGGCUUCUCCAGUUGAGGGAAAAACAGAGGAAACGGGGAGUGUUGGGGGCUGGGUGGAGGGCGCACCAUUCGCAGAGGCUGACGGUCCCUGCCGCAGGUCCUGGCCCCACCAGGAUGCUCACCUGUCCCCGGAGAGCCCCCCCUCACCCUCCCGGCAGAUGAAAGCUUCAGCUGAAAGCUUCGGACCCCGGCUGGAGGCCGAGCUCGCAACUGGUUCCCGAGGGCUCAGGGCCUCCCAGCCUGGCAAAGAGCUCAAGGCAGGGCCCGCUAAUCUCUUUAGUUCAUCCGCCUCCAGUUUGUCCACUUGUCUUUCCUGCUUGUCGCACAUCAUGUUUUCCUUCAUCCUAAGAAACAAAACCCGUGUUCCUAACACCCUUUCCCUUACGAUGUCCAGACCUGCCUCUACCUCUUCAGCUCCCAUGUGCUACCCAACCCCUUGCUGUCCCUCCUCUGCCUCUCCACUGGGCUGAUGCUCAUGACCACCACCAACCACAGUUACUGCCACCCUUGUGGCCAGACUCCACACCUCCCGUCUGGCUUCACUGCUCCGCACCUUCUGGCCAUUCCCUCCUGGGCUCCCCCGCCCCUCCCUGCCUUCACUCCGGUACCCCUGACGCCUCUUCCUGCCUCUCUGAGUCCUCCCCAGUCAUCCCUGUCCCAUCACCUCUGUCCACCUCGGGGUCAGUCCGUGCUCCUCCCGCCUCCCGCACUGUGCCCUCCGCCUGGGCCUUUGCAUCCACCUCCAGGACUUCCCUUUGCCUCCCAGCCAGCGCCUCCAGCCAACCUCUGCUGAGCUGCAGACCUAUGAGCCAGCUGCCUGCUGCCCUCCGCACCCCCCAGCACCUCAAACCCAGCGUGUUCACAGCUGACUCACGGCCCCACUUGCUCUCUUCCAGGACUGCCCACCUUCACAAACAGCCAAGGUUUCUUCUACCUUGGGAAACAGUGUACAUGGAUCCCGGGGGUUUGCGAGGGGAGGGCAGCGGUGGGAGGCAAAAUGAGGUUUGUGCAGAUGUCAAGGAUGAGGCCCACUUCAAAGGAGGACCUGCGUGCUGUGGCUAGGGUUCUCUUCCUCAAGCUCAAAUAGGACCACGCCACCCCCUUCCUCAGGCCCCCACUCCGCUCCCUUCUUUCCCACCCUUGGCCUCUCCUCCUUUGCUGCUGGUGCCCUCUGCUUCAGUCUCACCCACGUCAUCCCUGUCCCCCAGUGAGCCACGUGUUUGGCCUCUGCUGUGCCUUUACUUAUCCUAUUCUUGGCGCCUAGAAUGUCCUGGGGGCGGGGGGGUUGAUCAAUGUUGAAGUCACUGGAAAGAUGUCAAAGGCCAAGCCUUGUUGCCUGGGGCACAUGCAGGGAUCCAAGCACAGAAGGUCCUGCUGCUGGGACUGUCAGUGUCUCUCCUGGGUCCAGUCAAUGCUAGAAACCAACGGGCUGUGUCCCAUCCCAACGCCCUCCCCAGACAUCAACCAGGAAAGUCCAAGUUGAACCUCACAGUGGACUCUCGCUGCCGGGCAGGUUGGAUAGCCUCUGGGGAGCAGGUGUGCACAGGUGGGGUGAAGGUAAGAAGGUAGGCAUCUUUUUGGCACCAUCCCAGGGCGGAGGAAUGGGUAAAUUGUUCCUCUCUCUCACUUGGUGGGGGAGGGAGUGUGGGAAGAUCACAGCAGAGCACCCCUGUCAUCCAGAUAAAGGGCUGGAAAAGACCCAAAGAAACCUGCCAAUCUUCCUAGGCCAGACCCGCAAGGGGUGGGGCGGGAGUCCCCGCUGCACUCCCAUCCAUGCCCUCAUGUUGUGCCUCUCCCCGC
Molecule: messenger RNA, 3462 nt
Organism: Balaenoptera acutorostrata (minke whale)
Lineage: Eukaryota; Metazoa; Chordata; Mammalia; Artiodactyla; Balaenopteridae
Gene: EMX1
Product: empty spiracles homeobox 1
Exons: 4
Coding region: 8-919 (303 amino acids)
Biological process (GO): neuron differentiation; brain development; central nervous system development
Molecular function (GO): DNA-binding transcription factor activity, RNA polymerase II-specific; DNA binding
Source: RefSeq, a predicted model, not a curated record